CGAGCGCGGCCCACUGGAGAAGGUAACGAAUGUUUAUAACCGUGCCGUUUCUAAAAUAACAAGGUUGGGAGUCUAAUUUUUGCUCGAUUCUGUGCUCUAACGUUGGUUCCACAUUAUCCCCACAAGUUUAGAUCACUUCAAUCGUGAAAUAUUGUCCUAGCGAGCCACGUGCGCUGUCCCUCGCAAGAAACUUGCCCAAAACAGCAUCCAGAAUGAACAAGCUCUCUGAUUGGCCGAGAGGCCUUGUCGGGAAGGAAGUUUCGCCACUCGCGCUGAGGCAGUUGGUCGUCAGGAGUCGAGGUGUGUUGCUGUUUGCUAGCUCUCUCGUUUUAUUGUCCCAACGUUUCGGAAUGGCCCGUACGAAGCAGACCGCCCGCAAGAGCACGGGAGGAAAAGCACCGUGCAAGCAGCUGGCUACGAAGGCCGCCCGGAAGAGUGCUCCUGCAACCGGUGGAGUCAAGAAGCCGCAUCGCUACAGGCCGGGCACGGUCGCGCUGCGUGAGAUUCGUCGUUACCAGAAGUCGACUGAGCUGCUCAUCCGCAAGCUGCCCUUCCAGAGGCUAGUGCGGGAGAUCGCGCAAGAUUUCAAGACGGACCUCCGCUUCCAGAGCUCGGCUGUAAUGGCCCUGCAGGAGGCCAGCGAGGCCUACUUGGUCGGUCUCUUCGAAGACACCAACCUCUGUGCCAUCCACGCCAAGCGGGUAACCAUCAUGCCUAAGGACAUCCAGCUGGCUCGUCGCAUCCGCGGUGAACGCGCUUAAUGUCGCUUCUUUGGAAGCGGCAGGCAACGCCACAAAAACGGCCCUCUUCAGGGCCACAUCAGACAUGCUUUUCGGACAUGUGUAAAGCGACGUCCUCCCGUGUCUCAAUCUCCGAUGCUGACUUGUUCCAAGUGCAGGAGUUCAAAAGCUGUGAGUACUUUCUAUUUAUUCUCCCAUUUUGAACUAGUUUGCAUUGUGCCAAGUGCUCCGUUCGCAGUUGCUUCCAACGAUUCCUUCAUGUGUUC
Ixodes scapularis (black-legged tick) is the source of this 1006-nucleotide messenger RNA. Its product is annotated as histone H3-like. Gene Ontology annotation, cellular component: nucleosome. The transcript has a single exon. NCBI's taxonomy places the organism in Eukaryota, Metazoa, Arthropoda, Arachnida, Ixodida, Ixodidae. Gene Ontology annotation, molecular function: DNA binding; structural constituent of chromatin; protein heterodimerization activity. The record is from RefSeq and is a predicted model, not a curated record. Bases 213 to 761 code for a protein of 182 amino acids.